This is a messenger RNA of Spirometra erinaceieuropaei, 1139 nucleotides long. Lineage: Eukaryota; Metazoa; Platyhelminthes; Cestoda; Diphyllobothriidea; Diphyllobothriidae. The record is from the annotation of a GenBank genome assembly.
AUGGAAGACCGUCCUCUUACUUCACUUUCGCAUAUAUUCUCCGUCCUUCUCCUCUGCCACUUUCUACCCUCUCUACUCUCUGCUCCUUUACCCUACGGCCGACAGUCCCACGGAACACCGCAUCUCCGCUUCCAAGACGAGGCUUCAUCUGAAACCCCGCUGGAGGCCACAAGUCAAGUGCCCUUUCAGGUAAGUCUGAUUUGGCUUUGAUGUCUUUCUUUUCUGCUUGUUCUUGCUUGCUUACCUUUUUCUGUUUGCUUGUGUUUGUCCUUGUAAGCUAAAUAUCGUUCUGCUGAAUUUAUCUGCUAAGCGUUUACAUUUCAGCAACCAGUUAGCCUAGAGAGGGACAGAAAAGUUCUGUUUCCCAUUUCUCUACCCUUCUCCCAUCCUCCUCCUCCUCCUCCUCCUCCUCCUCCUCCUCCUCCUCCCCCUCCUCCUCCUGGAAUCACGUCCUCUGCGCGCUAGCCGUGAUUCGCAGACGCAAAACACACGAUCGAGCCAAUCAAACAGGAAAAAAUACUCUCUCUCUCUAUCCCCUACCCAUCCUCCCCAUCGCCCGGCCGCACAGUCUGUUAGGGUAAGUCAGCUCACUCUGGCAGUCUUGGAUUUUACUUCCCUUUUAGACAAUCCGAGGAGCAACCGACUGAAAUGGAGAAUGGCACUAAGGACUUGGGAACUGGCGCGCUACAAGGUGGACAUCGCCGCAUUCAGCGAGACUCGAUUUUCCGAAUAAGGCCAACUGGAGGAGGUGGGUGCCGGCUACACCUUCUUCUGGAGCAGUCACCCCAGGACAGAGCGACAGGACGCGGGCGUCGUCUUUGCCGCCCGUAACGGCAUCGUGGGACGACUGCCCUUACGAGAACCGAUGGUUUCAACUGGGGCACACAGUCCAGUUGACGGCCCUGACUGUCCUCGCUCGCGCACAUCGCCAACACCAGGAUUGGUUCGACAAUAAUGACGCCGCCAUCAGCAAUUUGCUCGCCGAGAAGAACCGACUGCACAAAGCCCACAUCAGUCGUCCCACUGACGACAACAAAACACCCUUCUACCUUGCGCAACAGCGGCUGCAAGAGCUUCAGGACGCUUGGACGGCUCGCAAGGCCGAUGAGAUCCAAGGUUGCGCAGAUCGCAACGAAUGA